GGAUCCCGGAAGUGUCCAAACUCCUACAGCCUUUACAAAAGGUCAGACAACAAAUCUCCACUUAACGAAGGGUGAAAUCCUUCCUUUCGACAAAAGAAUCACAGAGAUUGGAGCCAACUUUGGCAUCAAUGGAACCUUUAUUUGCCAAACUCCUGGGCUCUAUGCUUUCACAUACUAUGGUCUCACUGAACAGGAUUGGGAACUCUGGGUGGAAAUGUAUAAAAACGACCAAUUGAUUGCAUCCAUUUAUGGCUAUACAUAUGCUGAUUAUGCAGAUGCGGGAAAUGCCGCUAUUGUUCAUUUAGAUGCAGGUGACAAAGUUUACUUAAAGGCCCAUGACGACUACGACCAAACAUUAUAUGGACAGGGAGACGAAAUUUACACAACAUUUACUGGAGAACUUCUGUACGCAGAUAAUGUUGAACUGGACGCUGUUAACGCCUACGCUGCUGUUGGGUUUUCUGGAGUUAUGACGGUGAACGCCUCUAUCAGUGAUGGGUCUGCUGUAAUUUAUGACAAAGUCAUAACCAAUGUUGGUAAUGCGUAUGACGCCACCACUGGAACAUUUACUGCUCCUAUUGAGGGAACUUAUGUCUUCCACUUUCACGCAUUGUCCCAUUCCGACGAGGAAGCGUGGCUUGAACUUUUCCACAACAACCAAUACGUAGUAGCGUCUUAUGGAUAUACUGUAGGUUCUUACGCCGAUGCUGGUAAUUCUGUCUUACUUCAUCUUAAAAAAGGAGAUACUGUCAAGGUGAAGGCCAGGCCUGGAACUGAUGUCAAACUGUAUGGAGACUCUGAUGAAUAUUACACCACAUUCAGCGGAGCGCUUUUGUCACCAACUCUUCACGGAAGCGGCCAUAACAGACAACAAGAAAUAGCCUUCUCUGUUGGUCUGACACAUAACGAGGCUUCAACAAAUGGUCCUAAAGUGGUUUUUGACAGAGUUUUCGUCAACUUUGGACAAGGCUUCAACGUCAACACCGGUGUCUUUACUGCUCCAAUAAGUGGUAUUUAUGCCUUCCAUUAUCACGUAUUGGCCCAACAAGGAAAGGAAGCUUGGGUAGAGCUUUACCAUAACUAUAAGUACAUCAACUCACUCUAUGGACACACUUCCGGAAGUUAUGGACCGGGAGGUAACUCUGCAACUCUUGAACUGGUUGCCGGGGACACGGUUUUCCUGGAUAUUCAGCAUCAUGACUCUUUUCUUUAUGGAGGUGGAGAUGAAGUCUACAGUACCUUUUCUGGUUACCUCUUGUCGCCUACUGCCAGUCAUCACCCUGUUGUUGGAUAGACGUCCCAUUUGUUAUACAACUACGAAUAAAAAUGA
Molecule: messenger RNA, 1330 nt
Organism: Saccostrea echinata
Lineage: Eukaryota; Metazoa; Mollusca; Bivalvia; Ostreida; Ostreidae
Exons: 5
Coding region: 215-1294 (359 amino acids)
Molecular function (GO): protein binding
Source: RefSeq, a predicted model, not a curated record